AUGAACGGCCACGACGAGUACGGCCAUGAUGGCGGUGAAGAACACGACGGAUACGACUACCAAGAAGGGCAAGGCGAAGACGACGGCCAGGGCAUGGCUGGCCACCUGGGAAUGGGCCUCGAAGGGCAAGAAGGACAGGACCCCGACGUGGCACACCUGACGCACCUGGUGGUCAAACUGAUCAUGGAGCCGCAACCGGGCCCGUCGCACGUCCCCAAGCCGCAGCACGCACACUCGAGAUUCGCGCAGGACCCUCAUCACGCUGAAGCGAUGAUGCUGCUAGACAAGAUUGCUUCCGAACCGAUCCACGAGGCCCACCUAGAAAGCAUGAUCCACGUUGGGCUUUUGCUGCUCGCUCGGCUGGCGAAGAAAGUCGGCAUGACGGCCGGCCAUGACGCUCAAAGUAUGGGCAUGGGCAUGGGCAUGGGUAUGGGUGCGGGCGCGGGCGCGGGCGCGGGCAUGGGCGCCGACCCAAGCCAGAUGGGCCAUGGCGGCAUGGGAGCCCACGGUGGGGAGGAAGGCGAAGGCGAAGGGGAGGAAGGUGAAGGAGAAGAAGGCUGCUAG
This is a messenger RNA of Fonsecaea erecta, 564 nucleotides long. RefSeq lists its product as hypothetical. The transcript is spliced from 2 exons. Lineage: Eukaryota; Fungi; Ascomycota; Eurotiomycetes; Chaetothyriales; Herpotrichiellaceae. The record is from RefSeq and is a predicted model, not a curated record. The coding region runs from base 1 to 564 and encodes 187 amino acids.